Molecule: messenger RNA, 3416 nt
Organism: Cariama cristata (Red-legged seriema)
Lineage: Eukaryota; Metazoa; Chordata; Aves; Cariamiformes; Cariamidae
Gene: MYBPC1
Product: myosin binding protein C, slow type
Exons: 28
Molecular function (GO): protein binding
Source: RefSeq, a predicted model, not a curated record
AUGCCGGAACCCACCAAGAAAGAUGAUGAAGAUGACACUUCAGUUAGUACUCCACCAGCAGAUGGGAUGUCUAAGCCAGCGGAAAGAAAAGAUUCAGUAUGGUCUGUUGGAGAAGGAGCUCCAGAAGAGACAGAAAAACACGAUGAUUCCCAAAGAUCCACUUUAUUCAUCGAAUUUUUUUUGAGCGUUGGUGGGAAUAUUACAUUUAUAGCCAAAGUAGAAGCCAAAGAUCUUCUCCGAAAGCCAAAUGUUAAGUGGUUUAAAGGAAAAUGGAUGGACCUGGCCAGCAAAGCGGGGAAGCACCUGCAGCUGAAAGAGUCCUUUGAGCGUCACACUAAGAUUCACACAUUUGAGAUGCAUAUCAUUCAAGCUAAGGAAAACUAUGCAGGGAACUAUCGCUGUGAAGUGUCGUAUAAGGACAAGUUUGAUAGUUGUUCUUUUGACCUUGAAGUCACUGCUGCUCCAUCCAUUGACAUCAGAUCUGCUUUCAAAAGAAGCGGUGAUGGACAAGACGAUGCAGGAGAACUUGACUUUAGUGGUCUCCUGAAACGUAGGGAGAUUAAACAGCAAGAGGAAGAACCUCAGGUAGAUGUGUGGGAGCUCCUGAAGAAUGCAAAUCCCAGUGAAUAUGAGAAGAUUGCUUUUCAGUAUGGAAUCACUGACCUGAGAGGCAUGUUAAAGCGUCUGAAGCGCAUGCGCAGGGAAGUGAAGAAGAGUGCAGCUUUUGCCAAAGGUCUUGAUCCUGCAUAUCAGGUGGACAAAGGAGGUAAAGUAAGGUUCAUGGUGGAGCUAGCAGAUCCAACAGUGGAACUGAAAUGGUAUAAAAAUGGCCAAGAAAUACGACCAAGUGCAAAAUACAUUUUUGAGCACAAAGGUAACCAGCGAAUUUUAUUCAUCAAUAAUUGUACCAUGACAGAUGAUGCUCGCUAUUACGUAACAGCUGGUGAUGAGAAAUGCUCCACAGAACUGUUUGUGAGAGAUCCUCCAAUUUUGGUGACAAAAGGCCUGGAGGACACCAGUACCUAUGUUGGUGAACGAGUAGAACUGAGCUGUGAAGUGUCUGAGGAUGAUGCAAAUGUGAAAUGGUUUAAGAAUGGUGUAGAACUUACCAAUGAACCUAAAUCUCGGUAUCGAAUCAAGGUUGAGGGUAAAAAACACACUUUGAUCAUAGAGGAAGCUGCAAAAAAUGACAAUGCAACUUAUUCAGUAAUGACAACUGGAGGCCAAUCAGAAGCUAAGCUUUCAGUUGAUUUGAGACCACUGAAGAUAUCACUUGCACUAGAAGACCAGACUGUGAGGCUUGGACAGGAAAUCCACCUGAAGUGUGAGAUAUCUGAGAACGUGGAAGGGAAAUGGUACAAAAAUGGGCAACUGGUCGAAGCUAGUGACCGUGUAAAGCUUUAUCACAAAGGAAGAAUCCACAGAUUUGUUAUAGCAAGUGCUGCUGUUGAUGAUGAGGGUGAAUACAUGUUUGUACCAGAUGCCUAUAAUAUUAAUAUUCCAUGUAAAGUACAUGUUGUGGAUCCUCCUAAACUCCACCUGGAUGGUCUUGGGGAAGGUAACACUGUGACAGUAGUGGCAGGAAGCAAACUACGACUUGAGAUCCCCAUCACUGGCGAGCCAACUCCAAAAGUCAUGUGGAGUAAAGGGGACAAGUGGAUCACAGACAGUGGAAGAAUACGGGCAGAAACAUACCCUGACAGCAGCUGUCUGGUCAUUGAUGCAGCUGAGAGAGAAGAUUCAGGUCCUUUCAGAAUAAUGUUAAAGAAUGAGGCUGGAGAGGACACAGCUCUAAUCAACAUUAAAGUCGUUGAUGUCCCUGAUCCUCCUCAGGCACCAAAUGUGACUGAGGUGGGUGAAGACUGGUGUGUUAUGACCUGGGAACCUCCAGCAAAUGAUGGUGGAUCACCCAUCUUAGGAUAUUUCAUUGAAAGGAAAAAGAAACAAAGCUCCAGGUGGAUGAGGUUGAAUUUUGAACUGUGUAAAGAAACAACUUUCGAGCCAAAGAAGAUGAUUGAAGGUGUUGCUUAUGAGGUCCGUGUAUUUGCUGUUAAUGCAAUAGGCAUUUCCAAACCAAGUAUGCCUUCGAAGUCCUUUGUUCCUUUAGCUGUUACCAGUCCACCGACUCUCCUGGCGGUGGAUGGAGUGACUGAUACCUCAGUUACAAUGAAAUGGAGGCCACCAGACCACAUCGGAGCGGCAGGGUUAGACGGCUAUGUUGUAGAGUACUGCUUUGAAGGAACUGAUGAAUGGAUUGUGGCUAACCCGGAGCUGACAGACAAAACGAAGUUUACUAUCAACGGCCUGCCGACUGGUUCAAAAAUCCUUGUGAGGGUAAAAGCUGUGAAUGCUGCUGGUGAAAGUGAGCCCAGGUACCACCCACAGCCUAUUUUAGUCAAGGAAGUGAUAGAACCUCCAAAGAUUCGUCUACCAAGACACUUAAAACAAACCUAUAUGCGGAGAGUUGGCGAAACUGUGAAUCUUGUUAUUCCUUUCCAGGGAAGACCAAGGGCAAAAGUAUCAUGGCAGAAAAAUGGUUCACCAAUCGACAAGAACCAAAUCAACAUUCGCAACACUGAAAAUGACACUAUCAUCUUCAUCCGAAAGGCAGAAAGGAACCACUCUGGAGAAUAUAACAUGAAAGUGCAAGUAGAGAACUUGGAGGACAAAGCUACAAUAGAUAUUCAGAUUGUUGAUCGCCCAGGCCCACCAGAGGUUGUAACUAUUGAGGACGUCUGGGGAGAGAAUGUAAAUUUAUCAUGGAAGCCACCAAAAGAUGAUGGCAAUGCUGCCAUUACUGGAUACACUAUUCAAAAAGCAGAUAAGAAGAGUAUGGAAUGGUUCACAGUAAUGGAGCACUACCACCGCACCAGUGCCACCAUUAACGAGCUCGUCAUAGGAAACGAGUACUACUUCCGGAUCUUCGCUGAAAACAUGUGUGGCCUCAGUGAGGAUGCAACGAUGACGAAAGAGAGCGCUUUGAUUGCAAAGGAUGGUAAGAUCUACAAAUAUCCAGUUUACGACGAUUUUGACUUCAGUGAACGGCCAUUGUUUACUCAGCCUCUAGUCAACACAUUUGCUGUAGCUGGUUACAACGCUACUUUGAACUGUAGUGUUCGGGGCAACCCCAAGCCCAAAAUAACCUGGCUGAAAAACAAAGUCAUUAUAAUGAAUGACCCAAGGUACCGAAUGUUCAGCAACCAAGGUGUCUGUACCUUGGAGAUCCGCAAACCCAGUCCCUACGAUGGAGGUACUUACAGCUGCCGAGCAGUCAAUGAACUUGGAGAGGCAGAAGUUGAUUGCAAACUGGAAGUAAAAGGUGGGCUUUCGUUCUUCAGACUAUUGAUGGAUGGAGUGCCUCCGCAUAUCAUUGAUUCAUAUAUGCGUGAAGUACAGGCAGACAAAACUGAGGGGAA